Messenger RNA from Emiliania huxleyi CCMP1516, 865 nucleotides. RefSeq lists its product as hypothetical. The record is from RefSeq and is a predicted model, not a curated record. NCBI's taxonomy places the organism in Eukaryota, Haptophyta, Isochrysidales, Noelaerhabdaceae. The transcript has a single exon. Bases 113 to 601 code for a protein of 162 amino acids.
UUUUAUUUUUUUGAGCUAGCCUUCGGUGUGGAGGUGCAACGCCGGCACCACCAGUGUGCUGGCGUCCGGGUCCCAGCGGGUUUUCACGUAACAAGUACACCACACCACGAAAAUGCUCGCUCUUGUCGCCUCCUCGCACGGCCUCUUGCUCUCGCCGCCUCCUGUCGUCGCGACGCAGCCGGCGCCCGCGGUCGUCGAGUGGCGCAUGCCGCUCCUCCUCGCCGACUCGAUCGACGACUUUGCUGAGAAGGAGAUUGCGAGGCAAGCGCAGAUCGCUGCGCAGAAGAAGGCAUACCAGCAGAAGGUCGCGGCGCAGGAGGCACAGGCGGCGGCCGAGGCCGAGGCGGCGCAGGUGGCCGAGGCGGCUCGCCUCGCCAAGAUCGCGCAGGCCAAGGCGGACAGGGCAGCAAAGGCCGAGGCGGCAAAGCUCGCCUCCGCCGAGGCCAAGGCUGCCAAGGCGGCCGAGGCAAAGACGGCCGUCGCCUCCUCGGGCGGCAAGAAGCCAAAAUACGAGGUGCAGUACGUCAACAAGCAGGCGGAACGGAUCGCCGAACGAGAGGCGAACGGCGAGGCGAAGCCAUCGCUCGGCUUUGGCUUCUGAGAGGCUGUGAUUCCGAGAGGAGUCCGGUGCUGCUGGCAAAGGCCGCCCGUCCCCGCCCCCGUCCCGCGCGCUCCACGGCUACUUAGGGCUAGGGCGACGCCGCGCUGGGCAGACCGGCGGGCGGUGGGUUCCGACUGAUGCCCGCAGAGUCACGCAAACAACGGCGUUGUAAGGCUGUAAGUCAGGGAUAUAACUAAAGCAAACGCCCAACCGCAGAGAGAUGUGUCAUGUACCGUUGUUCCUUUCUUUUGAGCCCGGUUCUGC